CGUGGAGUUCCAGUCGUCCGGUAACCCCAUCAAUCUGAUAUUGCUGGUCAGGUACCGUAAAGCUAUGGUCACUCGUUCCGGCUGGGAUCAUCAGGUCCUUUCUGUUAGUCCCGAGACUGCGUCUAUAUCUUAAUUUAUCCGAGAUGAUCAAGUGCCUCUUUCCUGUAGCUCAAUAGCUAACCGGCUUAGCCUGGCGUUGGGAAAGCCCCAUCGAGAAGUCCGAAUGAAUGAACUGAUCUUGCGACUACGGAUACCGCAUAUCGGCAGAGCGGAGUCUUCCAUCGCAAUCAAAGGUGCGUUAGGAAUUAGUCAAGGGUAGGUAUAUAGGCAAGCUUCCUCAAUAACCUUGGUUCUACUUUCUCUAGCCUCUUCCACCUGUGUUGGUCGUCCCGUCGGCUUCGACUAUCAAGAUGAAGGUCUCUUACAUCCUUGCUCUUCUUCCCCUGGUGGUCGCUUCACCAGCCCCGGUCCGUCCUCGCCCUACUAGAGCAAGGCAGGCCCUAGGCCUCGGCGGUCUCGCGAGAAAGGCAGGAUUGAAGUACUUUGGCACAGCUAUCGAUAAUGUCGUUCUCGACAACACGCAGUAUACCUCCAUCGCCUUCGAUAGAUCUGAGUUCAAUCAAGUCACCGCGUCGAAUGGACAGAAGUGGGUGCACAUCGAGCCCAAAAGAGGCGUCUUUAACUAUACUCUGGGAGACGAAAUCGUCGAUCCGUCCAAGGAUGCAGGACAGAUACGUCGAUGCCACACGUUCCUGUGGCAUAACCAACUUCCCAAGUGGCUGACGUCAGGAAACUGGACGAAGACGACCUUGCUCAACGUGUUAGAGAAUCACAUCAAACACGAAGCAGACUACUAUUGGGGCGACUGCUACGCAUGGGAUGUGGUAAAUGAAGCAUUCAACGACAACGGGACCUACCGCUCCGACAUUUGGCUCGACACCAUAGGCCCAGAAUACAUUGAACACGCCUUCCGAUUUGCACGCAAGUACACGUCGCCCGGCACCAAGCUGUACUACAACGACUACGGCAUCGAGCGCGUGAACAGUAAAUCCCUCGCCGUCCAAGCCCUCAUCAAGGACUUCCAGAAACGCAAGGUGCCGAUUGAUGGCGUGGGCUUGCAGUCCCACUUCACCGUCAGCCGCGCACCAUUAUACACCGACGUCCGCGCCGCACAGCAACUCUUCACCUCUCUCGGUCUCGAAACCGCUCUCACGGAGCUAGACGUCAGACUGGAUUUACCCGAUGAUGCGCACAAGACGGCUACGCAAGCGAAGAUCUACGCAGAUAGUGUGCGUGCAUGUGUAGACGAGAAGAAGUGCGUUGGCGUGACGGUGUGGGAUUUCUGGGACCCGGUAUCCUGGGUUCCGGAGACUUUUGCUGGCGAGGGUAAUGCGUGUCUCUUGGAUGCCAAGUUUAAUCGCAAGCCGGCGUAUUAUGCUGUUGCGGAUGUGUUGACCAGGGGGGCUGCGAAUGGGACCAGGAGGGGGUGGUGAAUAGGGGAUGGGAGGCUGCUUGGUAGCCAGCUGGUAGUAGAUUGGAAUGAGAAUGAGUUAAGAGUUACUAUAGCCUGAAUUGUUGGAAUGCAAGCUGUAACUUGUAUCUCUUGGCGCUGGUUUCGAGCAGUUGCA
This is a messenger RNA of Cucurbitaria berberidis CBS 394.84, 1628 nucleotides long. RefSeq names its product glycoside hydrolase family 10 protein. Bases 411 to 1493 code for a protein of 360 amino acids. The record is from RefSeq and is a predicted model, not a curated record. Gene Ontology annotation, biological process: carbohydrate metabolic process. The transcript has a single exon. NCBI's taxonomy places the organism in Eukaryota, Fungi, Ascomycota, Dothideomycetes, Pleosporales, Cucurbitariaceae. Gene Ontology annotation, molecular function: hydrolase activity, hydrolyzing O-glycosyl compounds.